Molecule: messenger RNA, 3021 nt
Organism: Malania oleifera
Lineage: Eukaryota; Viridiplantae; Streptophyta; Magnoliopsida; Santalales; Ximeniaceae
Product: protein IQ-DOMAIN 5
Exons: 8
Coding region: 1234-2541 (435 amino acids)
Molecular function (GO): protein binding
Source: RefSeq, a predicted model, not a curated record
ACACCACCUACUUUUUCACGCGUUGCCCGCUAACGUGCGCCGGGUGGUGUCACGAACGCGCCUCGCUCACUCCUUCCGGCAGAAUAGCGCAUCACGUGACAGGUUUGGCCCCCGUGACAGCGACCGAACUACGCUGCUUAAACGACGCCGUCGCGGUGCGCCGCGGCCCCCGCCCGGCGUACUUUAGCCCGCACCGAUCCUUCUCACUGCCGGUUUCUGUCAACCCAGCCAGACCCCUCAUUAAAAUCUCAAACCGGAGAGAGAGAGAGGGAGAGGGAGAGAUAGAGAUAGAGAGAUUGGUGUAUUUCGAUUCCGUUCUAAUCUUUUGAUUGAAGAGAAAGCUUCGGAUCUUCGAAACUGAAUUGGGUUAACAAAGAUUGACCGACAGUGACACUGAGAUAGACUCGUUUUGCUUGUCGAUGGAUCGACCCUCGUAAUUCUCCUGCUUUUCUUCGACAUUGAUUCGGCUCUCUUCGUCUCUGUUAUCAGUUUAGCGAUUUUCGGGUGCAUUGAGCUUUAUUGUUCGUUUUCGUGAUCAUUUGCCUUCGUUUGGUUCUGUUGAACAAUAUUUUCUUGCUGUUCGGAGCUCGAGAUCUGUGGAUCUACGUUGUUGCACGCGGAUUUUCGUUUUCUUCUCGGGUGAUUUCGUUGUGAGAGUGCUGCAUUGAUGUUGGGUUGUUUAGAUUGAGGUUGCUUUUGAUGCGUAAUUUAUAAUUCUAGGAAUGCGCCAUUGGGUUGGGAGAUUGAGGUUGGGGGUUAUUGAUUUGGGGCUGCGUAUUUCUUUGUUUGAAAUGAAAUUGAGCUUGCUAGGUUUAUCAAGUUGAGGUUUUGUUAUAAUUUUGACAUGGAUGGCAAUUAACGUAUGCAAUUGAUUGUGGCCUUGGGGAUUUGGCGAAGGAGUGCAAUCAUUUUAACCUACUCGUACUCUUGACUAUUUUUCACUGUGAAAUUUUCAAUAGAUAAAGGUCGGGGAGGGGGGGGUGGGUGUGGAUUUUAUGUGAGCAAAUUCAUUUCACUAAUUUUGGCUCUGUAACGAGGAAUCAUGGACCUCUCUGGAUCUGUACCUUAUCAGCCUUAGUGCGCGCACACUGCACUCAUGCAGUAAAAUAGUGUGAAAGGAAAAUAGGGAAAAUGUGAAGAUGGGUGCUGGUUCUCUUGUUCAACCUGAUUCAUCCUGGUGACUGCUUCAAAUAGAAAAGGUUUGGAUUUGGUUGAGCUAAAUUAAUUGGCUCCAUGGGUGUAACAGGGAAAUGGAUCAAAGCUCUGGUUGGUUUAAAGAAACCAGAAAAGCCACAAUCUUCAAAUAAAGAUGAAAAUAGAACGUUAGUUGCUGGAAAGUUUCGACAUCGUAGGAAGCAUUCUGUGGAGAUUGAUGCUGAUAUACUUCAAAAUGAGUUUAAUCACAGUCCUGGUUCUCCAGUUGGAGAUGCCAAUAAACACUUGCUUCUGGAUGCAGCUGGCUCACCAUCUCGUUCACUUCAAGUGCAGGAUGAAGAUCGAGAUCAGCAAAAUGUGAGAGAAGAGUGGGCUGCCACAUACAUCCAAACAGCUUUUAGAGGAUUUCUGGCUAAAAGAGCUCUUCGAGCUUUGAAAGGAUUGGUAAGACUUCAAGCCCUUGUUAGAGGCCAUGCUGUGAGAAAGCAAGCUGCAAUAACCCUUCGUUGCAUGCAAGCUUUGGUGAGAGUUCAGGCUCGUGUCCGGGCUAGGCGUGUUCGUCUGGCAUUGGAAAGUCAAACAGCACCACAUAGAUUUCAGCAGCAACUUGCAAAUGAGGUUCGUGUUCGAGAGAUAGAGGAAGGGUGGUGUGACAGUGUGGGAUCUGUUGAAGAUAUUCAUGCAAAGUUACUAAAGAGGCAGGAAGCAGCAGCUAAGCGUGAGAGAGCCAUGGCAUAUGCUCUAGCUCAUCAGUGGCAAGCUAGCUCGAGGCAGCAGGCUGCUCCCUCUGGGUUUGAGCCAGAUAAAAGUAACUGGGGCUGGAACUGGUUGGAGAGAUGGAUGGCUGUUCGUCCUUGGGAAAAUCGCUUUCUUGAUAUUAAUCUGAGAGAUGGGGUGAUGAUUCGUGGAAAUGGAUCAGCAGAUGCAAAGAAUGGUUCCAGGACUCAGCUAAAAUCAACAGGCAAGAAACCCAUUUCUUCAAACCUUUCAAAUCAAAAAACUGGUUCAUCUCAUUCUGAUGGCGGUGGCUCACCUCUGACUAAGUCGGCAAGCAUGCUUGAUGCAUCUCCUGUGCUGCUUGCGAAGCCAAAACCUAAGCAAGUUCUUGAAGAUCUGGUUGAGGACACCAACUGUGGACCUGGUAUCACAUCAAGGUCCCAAAGCAAUCCAAAGGAGAGAACCACUAAACCAGACAAACUGGCAAAAAAGCGGUUAUCUCUGCCCGACAGCGGAGGAGGUGUUGGGGCAGGACAAACAGCCAGGCGCACCAGCAGAACUGUUAGAAGGACAUCCAGUGCACAGAAGCCCGCAAAGGAUAAACCAAAGCUUAAUGGAAGAGAGGACCCAAACUCGGCAACAUCCAUGGAUCAGGCCAUUGAUAUGUAGCUUCAAAGGCCUAUGUAAGAUGUCCAAGUCUAUUCAAGUGUUCUGCUCAUUUGGUUUGUAUAUACAGAAUCCUGUCUUGCCCGUGCAAUUACAUAUCCAGUUCACGCCUUGGCAGCAUUGGAGCCAGGGGGAGAUCUUGCUGCUAGUCACCAAAAUAAUGUAGCAGAUUUGAUCUGGUUUAUUGUAAUCAUUAGUUAUUGUCAUUAAUUAUGUGUGCUCAUUCAGUAUUUCUUUGCCGUCAAGGCGGAUAAAUUUCAUAGUUGUUGCCCUGCAUAUUCUCAUUGGCGAGUUUGUUUAUUUAAUUUUUCGGCUGUCUUGAUGUAAUCUCAAAUGUACCUGUAUGAUUUCAAUUCUGCUGCUUUGUGCUACUUGCAGUUGUAAGCAAAGGCCCAUGUUUUUCCCUCUGAUAUAUAGUAAUCAGAUGUCAAUCCUACUGUCAGAUGUCAGAUGACAGGUUUUAAUUGAGUUGAAUUAUCCAAA